Spodoptera exigua (beet armyworm) is the source of this 710-nucleotide messenger RNA. Lineage: Eukaryota; Metazoa; Arthropoda; Insecta; Lepidoptera; Noctuidae. The record is from the annotation of a GenBank genome assembly.
AUGCAGGAACUAGACGGCGCUCGUCUCCAAAUAGUGGAAGUAUCAGAGAAUGGCGAAUACCGCGCUGCUACAGCGGAGUACGAGGUGGACGAUGACGCAGACUCACUCAGCGACCUCGCCGUCAGGUUGCAGGACGACGCCAUGAAGCAGCCCGAUGAAGUGAGCGUGGGCACGGCGAGUGGCAGUAGUCGCGGCAGUAGCGGCGCCGGCCGCGUCCGCGCCGCCCUACGACCCGGGCCUCCGCUACACCAUCACCCACCCGAUUUCCUAGAGAAUCUCAGAGAGACGCAACGGCAGAGGCUACAGAGCAAGGGCUCGGUGUCUCCGCCGUCGUCCCCCGGUCCACAGCCCCGCAGCCCCCCUCCGCUCCCCCCCAAGCCGGCGCAGCGCGCGCCCCCUACCGUCGUCUGAGCGCACCACUCGCCGGUCUCGGCGCAUGAUCACCUCACACGACUUCUCCAAGUCACACUUGGGAACCGAAGUAGCCGACCCACAGCUCACAAGACGGACGGAAUCCGUCGAGAACUCAGUUUCUGACACAACUGAGACUAAUGAGCCAUGUCGGCCCCUGUCUGUUGACUCCAUGUCAAGGUUGUCGAAAUACUUCGAACACAACAAACAUUCUGACCUUACAUAUCUGUAAUUUAAUAAGAAGCUUUACACGGAUGAGAAUGUUGAAGGAAUUGUGUAAAUAUAGCAGUUAACGAGCU